This is a messenger RNA of Rotaria sordida, 636 nucleotides long. The record is from the annotation of a GenBank genome assembly. Lineage: Eukaryota; Metazoa; Rotifera; Eurotatoria; Philodinida; Philodinidae.
AUGCCUAUUCAACAUCGAGCAACACAAACGAGUUAUUAUCGCAAAAAUCAGAGUUUAACAGCGAAAAAUGUACUUCAAUUCAUUUCUUCGCUCAUUAUUCCACUUGUGUUUGGUAUUUUUACUAUUGUCAUUACGUUUCAUCAACAAAAAACGGCUCGAGAACAACGACUUGAAGAUCUUAACGAAUUGAGAGAAGACCGCCGUGAAGAAGCCAUCAGAGCGAACAAUGCCAAUGAAUUUCAACGUCAAUUAGCAACUGAUCGAUAUCGAGAUCAGUUACUUGCAUUCUAUAUUCAAGAUAUGGCAGCAGUUCUCGAUAAAAACAAUGGUUCACUCACAUUGAACCAAGUUAUGGGUACUGUUACCCGAGCAAAAACUUUGGCUGUCUUUCGUCAACUAGAUACACAACGUACUAUUCAAAUUAUUCGAUUUCUCUACGAAUCUGGACAACUUUGGGAAACAGACGACCGUCUUUCAGUGGAUCUUUCAACAGCCAAACUUCAUGAUAUCGAUUUUCGUGAUAUAGCAAUAAAUGGAGAAAAUUUGAUUCAACUAUCAUUGACUGGUAUCUUUCUAUCGAAUACUAUGUUCAUAAAUAUUACAAUGGAACAACGCACUCGUCAAUCACAACAAUAA